ACAACAACCACAGCAGCACCAACAGCAGUACAACCACAGCUGCAACAAGAGCAGCACAAACACGGUGACAACAACCACAGCAGCACCAACACAGCAGCACCAAUACAGCAUCAUUCAACCUCCCCAAACAAACACGCACACGCAGUCAGCAGCACCAGUCAUGGCCACCCGCUGUUUGGCCAAGAGAGCCAACACGCAGAGGUGGCAGGCUGCAUCUCCCAGCGCAGCACCGCCACAUCGGUUGCUGUUGCUGCUGCUAGCAGCACUCGCUGUGGGCUGCAUCUGUGCUCACGCCACCACGCCGAACAGCGCCACAGCGCAGAGCAGCCACCGAAACAACCAAAACACCCCUUUUGGUCGGCUCACGCCCUGUGGCGCCACAAGCAACUGCGCGCAAGUCGUGCACCAGCAGCGACAACAGCAGCAGCAACAGCAGCAGCAACGACAGCAGCAACGACAGCAGCAGCAACACCAGCAAACUGCAUCGUCAACGUCAUCGUCGUCGUCAUCACAGCACAGGACCAUCGCCAUCAACGAUGAGGCGGAGGGUGGUAGUGCGCACGUUCAGCUGGUGCUCGAGGCGGACGCGCGCAACGUGCACCCGCAGCUGACGGCAGACACAGGGGUGCAGUUCUGGCAUGGGACUGUGCAGGGGGAAGAAGGGUCUGUUGUGCGAUUGUCCACCGAUGCCAACAUGUGCAUUCGGUCUGGGCUGGUCAUCCACACCAUGGCGUCAACAAUGCAGGCGUCCUGGUUCCAGCAGUCCCAGCACACGAGUGCAUUCGCAGUUCUGGAGCGAGCACAAGACGCCCCACCCAACGACCAACAACAACACCAACAACAGCAUCAGCAACGGCAAGAACAGUACCAACAACAACAACAGCAGCAGCAGCAGCAGCAGCAGCAGCAGAAUGACAGUCGUGCAGGCAGCGAUGAUGGCGUUGCUGUGGAGUGCCCGCACGUGCACAUUCGUCGACUGACACUGGAAGAGGUUCAGGCCUUGAAGGACAUGGCCCCGGAUCCAACCCACGCGCACAGCAAUGCCACUACUGAGCACGGAGCUGCGCCACACAGCCACGAUCAUGUUGGCACAUGCACGCCUGCACAGGAAGUGGCCUUGUCCGAGCUGCUCCACGACGGCGACGAUGGCGAUGCUGCCGGCCCCUCGCAUCGUGCGCGCCGCGCGUCUGUGGUGGCGACUGGAGAUGGGCAGCCGGGGCCCGACCACAUCACGUGCAGCGUGUUCCUCGAUGCGGACGCGUCGUUCCUGCGGGCGUGGGGCGGCGUCGGCUCGCUCGCCCAGCGCAAGCAACGCGCCCUGCUCAAGAUGGUGGACAUCCUCUUCCAGGUGGACGGGCUGUACCAGCACCAUGACAACCUCGCCAACAUCCUCACUUUCCGCAUUGCCGGGGCCGCGGUGCACGAUGCUCUGGAGCUGUCCACCAUCCCCAUCACCGCCGGCGCAUCAGCAGACGUCGCCUCCCGCGUGCUGCAGCAGUACCAGCGCUGGCUCGCACGCAAGGAGCGCGCCCGCGGUGACGGGUACCUAACGGCCCAGCAGGUCUGCCUCAACCACCUCUUCACCCACACCAACCUGGACGGCGUGCUGGGCGUGGCCGUUCAGGCGUCCACCGCGAGCACGGUUGUUGGCGGGCUGUGCGAGUCGCGCAUUGCACAGGGGCGCAGCCUCAAUGCCGGCAUCAGCACCACGAAAUCUGCGCGUGAGAUCCCCGUUGCAACGUGGCAAACCGUCCUCUCCACUGCACACGAGUUUGGCCACAACGUCGGCGCACGACACACGUGCGACUUGAGCGACACGUCCGCCUCCUACUGUCCCUCCGUGGAGGGCACAAAGUGCCAUCCAACGCUCGAGCAGGGCGGCCCAUAUCUGAUGUAUCCCGCCAUUGCACUUGAGAACACGCACCGCAAUGCCCAGUUCUUCAGCCCGUGCAACAUCGACGCCAUCACCGCUGUGCUUGCCGUCAAGGGCGGCUGCCUGGAGGAGGCGCACCCGUGCAACGACCUCACCGACAACGGGCCGUGCUGCCUGGGCAACCGCUUCCUCCCCUCCGGCGUCGUAUGUCGCGAGCUGACGGCGCAGGAGGCCGAGUGCAAACUACCUGGCCUGUGCACGGGGAGCACGGCAGAGUGCCCGGCGUACCAGCACAAGGACAACGGAACCCCAUGCCGGUUCCUGGAUACCGACGGCGGCACCAUCGGUCACGGCGCAUGCCAACAGGGGAGAUGCAUGCACCUGCACGACGCCUUCUGUGCGGAUUUGGGCCUCUUUGGCUGCAGCCACUACACUGCCGAGUGUGCAGUGUCGUGCUCCAGUGCCCGUGGAGGCCUCUGCCGCCCUUACAGCCCGAGCUGCCGCAACCUGAUUAAUGCAACCACCCCAACGCAGACGUGGGUUGCCGGCGGCAUGUGUCCUGUGCCGACGGGCGAUGCCUGCACUUCGCACAAAGGGUAUGUCGGCACGUGUGCGGCCAAUGGGGAGUGCGCGUGCACAGCGGAGGACUGCACGGCCCCGCGCCCCGACAGCAGCAACCACGAGUACACGUGCGACUACGCCGUCACGCUGACAAACCCGUGCGACCAGCCCUGCAACACCGGCGAACAGUCUGUGUUCUACCAAUGUAUGUGUGAGGACAGUGGAUCUCGCAUGGCCGUCAACGCCUCGUUUUGCUCCUGGCGCGUCCCUCCUGCUGAUCGGCGCACUUGCCAGCACACUUCAUGCGAGGCUGCCCAGCAAGAGUUUCUUCGUGUCGUCAUCUCGCCACUUCGCACCAUCGACGCCGUACAAAUCAUGCUGUCACAGGCACUCGGCUUCCCGGUGUCGGUCAGCACCCUCGCGCAGGGCUCCAACGAGACAGCCUUGCAGCUGUGGGCCUGCAGGACAGACAACACGGGCUGUCUCUCCGCUAACCAGCUCAUUGCCGUCCUGGUCGAGCCCGCUGUCACCUCCGCCGUCCACAGCGCAGGAUUCUCUGUGGAUGAUGUGAGUCGUAUUGAGGAGACAUCAGGCCCCAACACGGUCAUCAUCAUCGCAAUUGUUGUGGCAGUUGUAGCCGUGCUUGCCACCGCCGCUGCUGUCGGCUUGUUCAUCCACUAUUCCAACAAAACCAAGCAAUACCAAGCACAACUCUCUCUUGAGCUCACGUCAAAGAACCCUGUUGGUCCACAUCACGUUGCACGUUGGCAGGAGGAUGAUGCGCUCGUGUUCUUGCAGGCCGGUGGCACCGCAAAGCAGGAGCUGCGCCGCUCUGUGCGCAGCAGCGUGCGCAGCGGUCCCUAUGCCGGCACCAAACACCACCACCAGCCUCCUCCUCCACAUCCUCUUCACCAGCAGCAACAGCAACAGCAGCUGCACAUCGGGUCGUCACCGCUUGCCCACCAGCUCGCUGCUGCAUCUGUGCCGGAUAUGAGUGGCGUCCCACUUCCACCGUACACGCCGCCCGCGGACGAGCUGGUGUAUGAGGAGCUGUACCACAACAGGGACUUCCACCCUGGUUAUGACAGCGCCGAGUACACGGGCACAGUUGAUUUUGGCAGGCGGCACCCUGACGAAGAAGGCGGCGACGUUAGUGGGCAGCAUGUUGUGUACCACCGUGCCGAUGGCGUGUAUGACGAUGACGAUGGGUUCAUUGACGACGAAGGCGAAGCGACUGCGCUGGGAGGCGGCGGCAGGCAUGGCGGCCAAGACCAGUGCCACCCUCUGCAUGAGGAUGACGCGCUGGAGGAGGAGGAGGAGGAGGAGGUCGAGGGGCAGCCCAGGCCUGUGCCGCCGCACAGGGACACGCACUGCAGCGGGGCGUAUCAUGGCUCCAGGCCUCCGCCGUCGUAUGAUGACACGCCGCUCUAUGUGGGAACCGGCACAGGCAGCAUACGCACGAACACAACCACAAGUGUACGGAGUGUCGCACUCCUCGCUGCACUGCAGUCUGCGCCAACCAGUUCUUUCUGA
Messenger RNA from Salpingoeca rosetta, 3967 nucleotides. RefSeq lists its product as uncharacterized. Lineage: Eukaryota; Choanoflagellata; Craspedida; Salpingoecidae. Bases 161 to 3967 code for a protein of 1268 amino acids. Gene Ontology annotation, molecular function: metalloendopeptidase activity. Gene Ontology annotation, cellular component: plasma membrane. Gene Ontology annotation, biological process: Notch signaling pathway; membrane protein ectodomain proteolysis. The record is from RefSeq and is a predicted model, not a curated record. The transcript has 9 exons.